Mollisia scopiformis is the source of this 697-nucleotide messenger RNA. RefSeq lists its product as uncharacterized. The transcript has a single exon. The record is from RefSeq and is a predicted model, not a curated record. Bases 253 to 612 code for a protein of 119 amino acids. NCBI's taxonomy places the organism in Eukaryota, Fungi, Ascomycota, Leotiomycetes, Helotiales, Mollisiaceae.
AGGUAACGCCGUACAUGCACAUGCUUAUAACCUAGGUCAAUUAGGAAACUGAUUGUAGCCUUACACUCGGUAUUCGAAUGUCGUAUAACAUCCCACCUAUCAACCCUCCUAUUGCGUAACGGCAGUGCCGUGAACGGGCAUGAUCGUGUUGAUGUCGAAUAAGCACAGAGCCUCAACUGCAUAAAGUGAUAAUUGUGCAGAAUCUGUGAUGAACGUGCAUAAUUUGUCUUGUGUUACCAGACUAGUACUUGAAUGGUACAUGUGAACGUAAUACUACUAUCAAUCCUUUCACUUGGUGACAGCGACGCGCCAGAAACAUGCUGUCAUGCAUUAUCGGGUUUAUGUCGAAUAAGAACAGAAUCUCGACAGCAUAGAAUGAUAAACGAGCAAGACUUGUGUAGGAUUCGUGGUAUGACCAAAAUGGUCCUCAAACGUUACAAUCAGGAUUUAACGCAAGGGAGCAAUAUAGAUAACGGAUUUGCGGCCAUGCUUUCCAGCAAUAGUGUUCAGUAUCUUGGCAACCUUGUGAAACUUCCGGCUUGCCCGUCACAUCGCGGGGCUCUACCCCCCUGGACUCUUGAAAGCAAAGAACUAUCCCAGGCUGCUGCGUAGGAUUGUUAACUUGAACAAGAGAAUGGUGGAACUAUUCGCAAUCGUUCGUCCAAUAGUAUAGUCUUUAUCGGGAAAGAGGUUCGUC